Molecule: messenger RNA, 711 nt
Organism: Mitosporidium daphniae
Lineage: Eukaryota; Fungi; Microsporidia
Exons: 1
Coding region: 1-711 (236 amino acids)
Source: RefSeq, a predicted model, not a curated record
AUGUCAGUUCCUACUGACCAAGUCAGGGAGCGCAUCGCUCAGGCGAAGGCUCGCCUUAAACAACAGAUUGCCCAACAGCGCGCCAAUCAAUUACAACUUUCAGAAGAAACUCCUGAAAAACCGGGAAGCUCAUUUCUUCCUACUUUGCAUAUAGAAGAGCAGUCCGCAUCGGAACUACCUGCUCAGCAAGAUUCGUCUUUUUCGAAGUCUGCAAUGCAUUCGAGUGGCCGGAAAACAAUGCCUGCUUGGAGAAUGGCACAAAUCGACGAGAUUUCCAAAAGGAGAUCGGGGAUCAGUGUUGGAGCCUGCAGAUCGGCCUCGGAUAGCAUUAACACAAAAACGCAGGUACUCCUCGAUCGGUUUCGCUCCUCUCUCAAAAAGACAACAGCCCCGGUGGAAAUUUCCGAAGAUACCAAUGGCGCCAGAAAUUUUAUUGAAAAAACGGCAGCCAGUGAUGGCAUUCUGGAUGAAUCUCGGGCUCCAUGCGCUCUGCAUUUUGUUUCUGGAUGCAAAUCUUGCGCCGCUGCAUCGCCAACUACAGAGAACGUUACACAGGCAGAGGCCGAACAUGGUUGGCAAUCGCAUCUUCUCUUUUUCGAAAAAGAAGCCGGUGAGCGCCAGUUAAAGACAGACGCAGAGAACCUGCUUGUAAUCGAUCCGCGAGAGCGGAUGGCUACCUUACAGCCAGUUUCAAAGCGAACUCGAAAGUAG